Messenger RNA from Pelagomonas calceolata, 3968 nucleotides. NCBI's taxonomy places the organism in Eukaryota, Pelagophyceae, Pelagomonadales, Pelagomonadaceae. The record is from the annotation of a GenBank genome assembly.
CUCACAAGCAAGAUACGUCGCUGUAUAUCUUAUAUUGUUUUAAUCAAAGCUGUUGUAAGCAUGUCCAAAGCCACGGAUCCCCCAAUAACUUCUGAGAGCAGUGACAACCGGACUCCUCUGCCUGCCCUGGGACAGGCGGAGUGUACCUCAAAUAAGCACGCCGGUCUCUGGCCGCGGGUGGCAGACGCUCUUUUGCCUAAAUGGCCACAUGAGCUUGAGGGCGAGAGAUGGUUUAGCACAGAUGAUGCGUAUGUGGACCAGGAGUUCGACCUUGAAGCUCUGCCGUUCUGGCUUCGGGAUACAAGUGUGGGCUGGGUUCGAGCACCCAGUCUUAGCUCUCAGUCAGCGCAAUCAGCGAGCUCUGAGAUAUUAGUCAAGACGAGCAUAAUAAGUAAUGAGGAAUUUGUGACAGAUGACCAGUCAAAUGUACGAAGUGCACAGGCCGUGGAAAACACUGCUCUUGCGGAGUGGAGUGAGACAGCUAUUGAUGCAAUCACAAAUGAGCCGCUCCCACAGGUUGUCGUUCUACCACCACAAACUGACAGGGGACCCCCCCCCCCGGAUUCGUUGCCACUUGAGAGGGGUUUUGCUUUGGCGGACCAACCAAAUGGGAUCGCUACAUCAUCCAAAGAGCAAGAUGAGAUUGGAGCAUCGCUGCUUCGGUUGGUGGCAAUGUAUGCACGUCAGUGCGAUCAAAAUCGGAAUAAACCUUUUCUUUGGGAGGCCAUAUACCCUCAAGAUAGAUCAGGAAGGCCGUGCUAUAACCCCGGUGGCAAAUACGUCGUAAAAGUCUUUUUUUGUGGCUCAUGGCGCAGAGUUCAGAUUGAUGAUCGUGUGCCCAUAAAUGCACGUGGACAAGCGACCAUCGUGUUCUCGCGCGAGAGGCGCGAGUUGUGGCCAUUUAUUCUGGCAAAGGCAGCAUACAAAGUUGCCCAUCUAGCUUAUCGGGCGAUACCAUCAGUAGAUGAAUCAUCUCCACAGGCACUAUUUGACUUAGUUGCUAUUGCUACGACGGCACUUACGGGCUGGGCCCCGUCUCCCAUCCACAUACCGUCGAAGCCAGGUCCUAUUGAUGCUUUCACAGCACGUCUUACUCAGCGCGGGACACCUGAAUGUUCGUUGGCGGAGAUUGAUUUGGCAAGCACCAACUGUUUUCCAGGGUCCUCUUUGAAUCGACACUCUAAGCCAAGCGGUCGUCGAAGAAGCGGUCAAUCCCGUGAAGUGUCAAAUGAGAUGCUAAAUCAAGCAUCUAUGGCACGCAGCACAGCAGCAAGAAUGACAAAGAACAAGUUGAUGGCGGCACGCGAAGAACUUAUUGUGCUCGUAGAAACGACGGAGACUGGUGUUUGUUUACAUCCUCUCCUUGGGGUUUUGACAUAUCCCGAAGCCAAUUCCGUUAGAACAGAUAAAAGAAAUAUUACGAAUUGUUUUGAUGCGAUACUUGAAUGGUCGUGCGCAAAGUCCGGACUGUCUGACUUUGAAUCGGGUCCCCUGACUUUGCCACCUACUACCUUAAGGAAGCCAAUUUGCCACAUCACUGAUCGUUUGAGCACGAGUCGCUUGUUGUCCUUUUCAACGCAGUACGGGCUGCCAUUCACUGCCGAGCUGCAGAGUUCCUGGGUUGAGUCAGCGAGCGGGGUAGGAUUUGUUUCGCAACCUUUGCGUCAACCUGGAGUACUCCACAUAAAUACGAGCUGCAACUCCGCCACCUUAGUCGCCUGUAUACAAACCAAUAUACUCACCACGGCACCAUUGUCGGACGAUAGUACCACAGCGGGGCCCCGACCAACCUCAAUUCACACCCUACAAACGCGAAGUGCGGUUUUGACUCUCGAGGAGCUGGUGUCUCCUGCACAGACAUCAGAAGAAGAUGGGCGUUUCAAGCAAGAGAAUUCGACAUUUUGUUGCUCAUCCACAGAAAGCCAAUCCACAGGUGUGUCCUUGCGGCUCGUACAAAAAAUCACUGGGCCAUAUCCAUCAAGAAGUGGAAUACUUUACGCUCCGCUGGCACCCAAAGGCCGGGCGUAUAGGGUCUGUCUAGACGCGCCAUUUGGUGCAGAUGUCACUUUUAAUUGCACUGCGCCUGUGUCAUACAAAACGUUACCACCAGUAUGCGAGCAACUUGGUGGUUGGUCGACGUCAGCGAAUGGCACCUACGAUGCUGUCCAUACCGACUGCGAAAUUGUCGUAUUUCAACGUGUCGUUGAGCUGAUAAACCCAGUCGUCGACGUUAAUGCCCCCGCGGAGACCUCAAACACUGAUGCAAAUUGCAAAGAAGAGCAAGUCCCAAAAACUACAUCACUGGGAUGUUUCCCUGAGACACCUCAAUUUAUGGAUAUCGCUCUGGAGCUUUCGGUCUCGGACCCAACCGCAGCUAAUAAUAUCACGCUCCAUACGCUUGACAUAGAUGAGAAUGUCUCGACAACGCACAGCUUGUUGCGGCUCCAAAAAGUACGCCUCCGCGAAAGGGGCUUCAUUGUUAGUGCCACCCUGCGGGCUCCUAGCAACACACCCAUUUCAGCUGGUUCCUGGUCGCUUAUUGCUUAUUCCGCGACUAGUCUCCCCAGGCCACAACUACUACACAUAAAAGAGUUAGAUGGAGCUGGCACACAAGAAGAAGGCAUGACUUACCGCUUUGGGUCUAUGUAUUCACCCAACAAGCACCUGCGGUUAUUCCGUGACAUCCUUGAGGUUCCACAAGCAUGUUUUCCGCUGUCUAUAAACCUGGAUGUGAUCCAUACUGAAGAUCUGCCAGUGCGCUUUGUCAUUGGUGAAUCUACAGAGGAAAUAAAUCCAUCUUCAACUUCUUCGCUCGAAAGAAACAAGGAAACAAGCUUGCGUUCCGCUUCGUGCGCUUCCUCUAUAGUCUUCCCCAGGAAAUCUUUUUUGGGAAUACGACGUGCGUGCGUGCCUUGUUUCUGGCCCAAGCAAGCUAAGCACGCACCUCGGGAUUCCGGCACUGAAAGACCUGACAAAUCACCGGCGAACCUUAACAUUGUGCUAGAGGCCAAACUGGACACAAAUUUCAUUCGUGCGGAUGAUACUUUGUACUCUCCCCAGCCUUAUGCUUCCCAAAGUUUAUCGUCAAAGCAACUUCAGCUUUCAGAUGCGCCAUUCUCGCCUGCUCAACGUUUGACAGGAAAACAUCUUGAGGCUAGUUGGAUCCUAACGCUACAUGCGUCCGCAGGGGGUCUGUUGCUUCGCCACAAUGACGACCAAGAGCGGACCUACCAGGUAAUACAAAAUGAAUGGGAAGCGCGAGAGUCUGGGAGGGGAGCGCGAGCCAAAGAUGUCCAGAGCAAAUUCGGAAUAGGUAGAACUCGGUCCACUGAAAGAGAGCUCACCGAGGACUAUGCGCUGGGCUCCAGGUUUAUCAAUUCUGAAAUUGAGCUAAAGCGCGAGAGACCACGAUCAGCCUUGCGCAAAAUCCUGAUUGAGGCUGUUCGACCUGGGCACGAGUUUUUGCACGAUUGUAUGAAGUCCAAAUCUGCCUUGUCAAAACCCUACGCAUGGGAUAAGAAGGCUGCCGAGGCAUAUGGAGUUCAUAGCAUCGAGUAUGCGCAGAACUCCAUGCUCCAUAAAUGGCGGCAGUGCCUUUUAAAGGGCACAACUGAGUCACUGUUGGCCCGUGAGCAACACCGGGUCAAAAUGCAGCAAAAGGCGACCAGAAGAUCAAAGUUUCAAAAGGUUUAGCGAGAUUUACCUUCAUCACGAACACCAUACACAUCAACUCGGGCCUGCAACUCGCUAAAAUAGUCGAACAACUCGGGCCUGCAACACCAUAAAGACUGGUUGUGCUUUGAGUCUAUAAGUUUCUAGCCUUGGUUGAAGGCUGUUUGGCGUCGAGUCAAAGUCACUGGCACCGUAACUUGAACCGUUGCAUCCAGCAAAGGUCGUCGGACCACCGGGGGCGUUGUGAUUCUUCGCCGUCGCUUGCACGCUCACGUUUAGGCCUAGCAAAAUCCCGG